Closterium sp. NIES-65 is the source of this 3459-nucleotide messenger RNA. The record is from the annotation of a GenBank genome assembly. Lineage: Eukaryota; Viridiplantae; Streptophyta; Zygnematophyceae; Desmidiales; Closteriaceae.
AUGGAAGGCGAGGGGCGUAUGAUCCCGACAGGGAUCGGCGGAGCUAAGCUGAAGUUCCUUGAUUCUGACGCUGGCAAUACCAGGGAAAAGGAAGGGGAAGAGAAAGCUUCUGUGAACGACCCCAGCAGCAUGAAAGGCGAGGGGCGUCAGCCUAAUAGAGGAGCGCCAAUAGGGAUCAGCGGAGCAGAGCUGAAGUGCCUUGAUUCUGGCGCUGGCAAUACCAGGGAAAAGGAAGGGGAAGAGAAAGUUUCUGUGAACGAACCCAGCAGCAUGAAAGGCGAGGGGCGUCAGCCGAAGAGAGGAGUCCCGACAGAGAUUGGCGGAGCAAAGCCAAAGUGCCUUGAUUCUGACGCUGGCCUUAGCAGGGAAACGGAAGUGGAAGACACAGUUGCUGUGAAGGACGCACUCUGGUUACAGCUUCAUAAGUUGAAAGAGCAGGUGAAGAGUAUGGAUGGCUGGCUGAGAGCACUUCAGAAGGAGCAAGGUGGUCUUAGUCAGUCCGCUGGGGCAAACAGAGGGGCAGCAGAGCAAGCGAAAGAGGAAGGGGAGGAAGAGGAGGAGGACUAUGCUCCCGAUGAGGCAAUCGGAGCGGCAGCAGAGAAAGCAAGAGCUGAGGAGAGUCAGGAGUUGGAAGAGCGGGUGAAGGCUAAUGCGGUGCUGCAGUGGGCUCCCUGCUCUGGAGUCCGGAUCAAGCAGGGUCAACCUGAUCAGCCCGAUGUGGCAAACGGAGCGGCAGCAGAGAAAGCAAGAGCUGACGAAAGUCCGAAGCCACGUCAGCUGCUGUCUCGGGCGGGCAUGGUUCACUACUUGGAUGCGACGGGUGCGUGGGAUUACGAUCUGUGCGAGUGCUGUUUUGACCGUGCUAUAAGCAAGAGGGCACAACGAGCACUUGCCAUAAAGAGCCUGGAGGACGUGCGUGGCCGCCACCUGGGCAGGAAGCAGCCUCGUUGCACCCCUGCCGCAGCACCCGAGCAGCAGCAGGAGGCCGAUUUCAGGAUCUUUAGUGGAGCAAAGGAGCUGCAGGUGCUGCGAGGGGGGCACAGACUCUCGGCGCAGGAGCAGGUUGAAUGGAAGGAGGAAUGGGCGCCUUAUUACUGUGCAGAAGCGAUGCUGCUCGAGUGGAUGGCUGAGCCUCGUGUGGGUGUGCUCAUGGACCUAGGGAGGAUCAGAUCCCGCCUGCCAUCCAUUCUGGCCGAGCUAGGGGCGGGCAGGCAGGGGAAAGACGACUGCUUUGCGUCCAUGCUGGUUCAGGUGCUUGGUGUGAAGGAGAGUGCUGACUUGCAGGAAGGGUUUGGGUUUUUUGUGCAGCAUGUGCUGUCAGGCGGGCUGGAGAAGGUGCAUGGAGAGGGGAGGGGGGGGGGCGAGAAGAGAGCUUCUGAAGAGACGAAUGCAGAGGGGAAGGGGGGAUGUGAGGGUAUGGGGGAAGGCAGUGCAGAUCAGACGGGGAGACACGCGGGGCUGGAGCGGGUGGUUGGUGGGGGCAGAUUGGGGGAGAGAUUGUCCGUGGGGGGAUUGGUGGAUGCUUCACAUGGGAAGGAGGAUGAGAUGCACGGAGAGGAGGAGACAGAGAGCAAGGUAGAAGUCCAAGGGGUUGCUGGCAAGUGCAGGAGGCUUGCUACAGCCAUUGCUACAAAUGCUGGGCUCGUGCCUGUCGAUAGGCCAGAACCAAUCAAAAGACUUGUGCCUGUCAACACGAACCUUGUGGUUGCUGCAUUCACCUAUCGGGCCCGUUGCAUCUUGCAGUUUGGCGCCAUUCCCAAGCCUCUGGAGGGAAGCGACGUUCCGUUGGAGUGGGAGGAGUGGCCUCGGGGCGAUGAAGCUGCUGCGAAGUUUCCUGUCAACCCGAAAGAGCGAUGUUUUGGGCUUGGGAUUGUGGAGGAUUGCAGUGGACCAGCAGAGAAGCGGACAUCGCCUCAACCUCCUCGGCACACAUCUGAAGCAGCAGGGGAAAGCAGGAGUGCACGGGGAAAAGGUUGUAAGGCAGCAGGGCAGGAGUGCAGUGUGGAAGCCACACAGAGCAGAGCGAGUGGGAAAAAGGCUGAAGCAUCUGGAAACGCCGAGCAGAGAGUCACACUACCGCCCGCGAGAAAGAAUUUUCCUAUCGUGCGCUGCGAGGCAGAUGUGGAGUUGCUGGUGGGGCUAGCCGGGUACGUAUUGGACCCUCCUGCAUGCACCCACUGCACCCGCUGCUCCACUGACUUCAUGAAUUUCGCAUGCUCCGUUGCUGUCAUUGCCAACUUUGCCUACCGCCCUGUCAGUCACCUGUUUGCCCGGGUUCUCUCGGCGUUCCCGCCUGCCUCCCCUGGGUUUGUCAAGCUGGUAGAGUGCUUGGACCUCCCUGCUCCCCUGCCCGGGCCUGUGAAUGUGCGUAUGCUGCUGGAGCGAGCCGAGCAGGUGCCUCUUUACUUCCUCAUUCACAUGGCUGUGUGGUGCGCGCACGCUCUUUUAAAAAACGAUAUGGACGAGCGGGAAGGCAGUGGAAAAGGGAAAGGGGGCACAGGUGGGAGGUUGGGGGUGCAGAGCCGCUGGGAUGGUGAGGAGGGUCAGGAGAACGGUGGAGAGGUGUGGGAGGAGGUGGUGAUGUGGUAUUCCUCGGUGAUGGCUGCAUGGAGGUUCAACGUGGGGAGCAAGGGAGAGAGCGAGGAGUGCAGAGGCAGCAGGAAGUGGGAGAGGCCGGAAAGGGGGUGGGACAUUACAUGGAUUCUUGAAGCAGCGAUUGUCCCCAGGUACUGUGAGGGGUUGCAAGGGAAGCGUGGGACUCCAACGGAGAGGAGCACUGGUGGCAGCAGCAGCAACUUGUUGAAGUGGGGUUGGGCGGGUGGCAGCAGCAGCAACCGAAGUGAGAAGUGUAAGAAGGGGGAGGAACCGGCGCACCUGAAGGCAUGGCCAGGGGGGGUCAAGCUGGUGGCAUGUCUGCGAGAGAUGCUGCUGGGGGAGCCCUGCUACCGCCCUGCCUCCCCUGCUACUCCUCCUGCUGCCACGUCCACCCAUGCUGCUUCUUCCACCUGUCCUGCUGCUGCUGUGUCUUCUCGUCCUGCUGCCUCGCCCAACCCCACUUCAACAAGCAUUGGUGUUCCUGCUGCUUCUGCCGCCGCUGCUGCUGCUGCUGCUUCAGAUGACCAAGGCCGUGUGUGCGGUGAUGCGGGGUGUGGGAGGGUGGAGGGUGGUGGUGGUGGGAAGUUGAGGAGUCGCGGUGGGUGUGGCAAGGUGGCGUAUUGCAGCAGAGGCUGCCAAAAGACGCAUUGGCCCUCCCACAAGCUCACAUGCCCCGGCAGGACCAGCGGGAAGUGGCGUGGGAAGGAUGGGAACCGAGAUGGCUGCGAGAAAUCUGGCAAGGAGAGUGGUUGUGAGGUUAGUGGUGACAGCGAUGGUAAGGAAAGGUGGGGGAAUGGUGGAAAGAUGAUUGCACAGGAAGGUGCAUGGACAGCCUUGAAAGCAUCAGCGAGGAGAGUUGGAUGA